AUGCUGCACAUUCCAGCAUGGAAGAAAAUUGAGAUCAAACAGCAGCAGAACCAAGACGGAGAUGCAGGGGGCUCGUACGAUGAGGAGGACGCUCUGAAUGUUUCCACGCAUCUUGCUACCGGUUCUCUUACCAGGCGCGACCGCGCACAGAUAGUACAGAAGCGGCCAUCGUCGUCCAAAGUGAGCAAACCUUGCAAACGUCAAAAACUCUCGAAGCCGGAGCGGCUGGAGAGAUCCCACAACAGGGUGUUGAGGGACCAGCUGCGUUAUCUUAUUGACUUUUACUUAGAGAAGACUGCAGAAGAUGGGGACAGCAGUGCCGCCGCCGCCGGCGGCGGCCUGCCGUCCGGUCUCCGCCAACUGGAAAGCGUACAACAGCACUUGUCGGAACGUCAGCACGCCGGAGAGAUCACCAGUACAUGGAAGUUCAGCAAACAAAAGCAGAACUGGCUCAUGAAGCAUCUGUGGGACACCAAUGCUAUCCCCAACGAGUACAACCCGCUUGUGAAAUCAUACGUCCGAGGGAUAGAGGGCCGCGCAAAGAUCACGUUGACAGACCAGUGCACGGACAUGCUGAAGAAAUGGGACGACUGGAAGAUGUCCCAGCAAGAAACAAAGGGGGCACAUGACACCAUUUCCACACCCGAUGACAAUACUGAUGACAACAAUACAUCUGCAAAGCGUGACCAGGUGGUGGCGGCAGAAGCUGCCGCCGAGCCGCCGUUUUCAGAGGAUGUCUACACACGCUGCUGUUUACUCCUCCCUGUAUUAGUUCCGGAGCCCCAUCCCGAGAUCGUAUGA
Eremothecium cymbalariae DBVPG#7215 is the source of this 801-nucleotide messenger RNA. It is a transcript of the gene RBP95, whose product is annotated as RNA-binding ribosome assembly factor RBP95. Lineage: Eukaryota; Fungi; Ascomycota; Saccharomycetes; Saccharomycetales; Saccharomycetaceae. The coding region runs from base 1 to 801 and encodes 266 amino acids. The transcript has a single exon. The record is from RefSeq and is a predicted model, not a curated record.